Messenger RNA from Monodelphis domestica (gray short-tailed opossum), 4052 nucleotides. RefSeq names its product thyroxine-binding globulin-like. Gene Ontology annotation, molecular function: serine-type endopeptidase inhibitor activity. NCBI's taxonomy places the organism in Eukaryota, Metazoa, Chordata, Mammalia, Didelphimorphia, Didelphidae. The record is from RefSeq and is a predicted model, not a curated record.
AUGAAUGUCAUCCUCAGAUACUCCAUUUUAUUCUGAGAGUAAAACUGGGCUCUCUGGUGCUAAAAGAAACAUGAGCUCUAGCAGCUACAAUAAAGAUGGAAUGGUUUGUAGGACAAGUCCAGCAACAAAAUGUGUGUCUGCAGAGACACUCAUCACCAGAGGGCUGGGCACCAGAUACAUUUCCUUCCAAAAUGCCAUCUUUCUUCUACAUAUUUUUCUUGGCUGUUGGGCUUUAUACUACUGUUCAUUGUUUUCCUGGUCCUCAGCAUGAAGGUAAAGGUAAUGAGAUCAACCAUUCUCCCCCAAAGAACUCAACCUUCUAUAAGAUGUCCACCAAUAAUGCUGACUUUGCAUUCAACUUAUAUAGAAAGCUGGCUUCAGAGAACACUGGGAGGAAUAUUUUCUUCUCUCCAGUGAGUAUUUCCUCAGCCUUGGCAAUGAUGUCCCUUGGGGCCCGAUCAGACACACAGACUCAGAUCCUAGAGUCCUUGGGCUUCAAUCUCACAGAGAUGCAAGAGAAGGAAAUUCACCAAGGUUUCCAUCACCUUAUCCACACCUUGAAUCUCCCUAACAAGGAACUUGAAUUAAAGAUAGGAAAUGCUCUCUUCAUUCAAAAGCAGGGGAAAAUUAUUUCCCAUUUCACAACUGAUGUCCAGAAGCUAUAUGAAUCAGAGACUUUCUCUAUUGACUUCUCAAAUGUUUCAGCAGCUGAACAGAAGAUCAAUAGCUAUGUGAAGAAGAAGACCAAAGGAAAAAUUGUAGAUCUGAUUAAAGAUCUUCUACCAAAUAUUUAUAUGAUUCUAGUGAACUAUAUUUUCUUUAAAGCCAAAUGGGAGAAACCUUUUGAUCCUCUGGAAACCAAACAAAAUGGUGACUUUUAUGUCAGUCAGUCAGAUGUGGUGAAAGUUUCCUACAUGCACCAAAAUGAAGAACAUUUUUACUUCGUGGACAGGAUGCUGAACUGCACCGUACUUCAGAUGGACUACAGUCAAAAUGCACUGGCUAUUUUUGUCCUUCCUGAUGAAGGUCAGAUGAAGCCACUUGAGGACACUCUAAUGUCAACAACUCUGAGGAGAUGGAACCACUUGCUCCAGAAAGGGCAAGUGAAUCUCUAUGUUCCAAAAUUUUCCAUUUCUGCCUCAUACAAGCUGGACACCAUCCUUCCAAGAAUGGGAAUUCAAGAUGCUUUCACUGACAAGGCAGAUUUUUCUGGUGUCUCAGAGCAUUACAAACUGAAGAUUUCAAAUGUGUUUCAUAAAGCUGUGUUAGAAGUUGGAGAAAAGGGAACUGAAGCUGCAGCCACCACAGAGAUAAGGAUAGAAUUUCGGUCAGCUUUCGGUGAUGAUGGUGCUUUGAUUGUCUUCAAUAAGCCCUUUCUGAUGCUAAUUUUGGAUAAAAUGACCCGAGGCAUUCUCUUUCUAGGAAAAGUGAUGAAGCCAAUGGAUUCAUAGCUGUGUAACUACUACUGGUGAACUACCUAUCAUUAUUGAAGUGGAAAAUAAAUAUAUACAAUGAACUAAAGGGACUGAUGUGUAUAGAGGCAAGAAAGUCUAGAUGAAAAAGUAUCAUCUCACACAUAGAUAGCAUUUUUGGUGUUGUGUCAUUUCAAUCAUGUCUGACUCUCAUAUUUAAAAUUAAUACCUCUCAGUUCUUAUUUUCCAUAAAACUUAUUAAUAAUCACUUGAGUAGAUAAGAAUAAAUUUAAAGUCUUUUUCCUUACUCUAAGUUUGACCACGUGCAGCCCCCUCCUGGAAAAAAUCUCUCUCACUCACCUGCCUCCUCCAGCCAAAGUUCUGUGCCAAAGACCCACAUGGGUUCCACCCAUGCCCUUUUAUUUACAUUCACUGAUGCAGCACUGGAAUGUAAAGAAUGUUGACAAAAUGGGUCAGCAAUGCAAGAGGGGGAAGGGAUGAACUUCCCUCCACACAAUCCCCCGGUGAUCCUUUGGGAGACUAGUCUCCCCAGUGGACCAUUUACACAUAACUAUCUUAUAUCGCUAAAGAUCUUCUAGCUAAAAGUACAUACAAUAUUGUACUUUCUAAGAGGAAGCUGCAAUAGUUAGAGAUAAGAGGGAAAUAUGAGAAGAAAAAUACAAAAACUGAUUGAUAGAUGUAUUGAAAAAAUGUCAAUUGGGGACAGUCCCCUUUGGCAUAAGAGUUUACAUUAAGAAUAAGUAUUUUCAACCCCCUUCAGUCCAGCUCAUUAUAUCCCAAAGUUCAUUGAAACAGUAUGUAAGUUCUUCAGGCAUCUUUACAGCGCCUUCUCCAAAAGAAUCAACUUUCUUGAUUCAGGAUGUUGGCAAUUUUCUUUUCCUGAAAUUUCUCCAAAAGAUUUUAAAUCUUGGAUUUUAGGAUAAUAACAAAAUUCUGGCCCCCCUGAGGAGGGUGUUGACCAACACCAGAAUCACUCCAGGAUACAUGGCUGAGUUAUGAGGUAUAUGAAACAAUUUUCAAAAGAAAAGCAACCCCCAAAAAAACCCAAAUAAAAGAGCAAAAAUUAAAUUCUGUAUAAAAAUAAUAAGUACAAAAAUAAUAAAAAUAAAAAUCUUAUGUGUAUAAAAUUCUGAGUAAAAAAAUAAGCCUGAAACAGCUCCUUGAAUUAUUAGCAAGGCCCAAGUAAAGUUGUUUAUUUCCCACAAGUCUGUAGGAUAAUUGCAGCAAUAUAGCACUUUGCCAAUUGGCAACCAGGACUACAAAAUUUGCCAAACUAUAAGAGAGAAGGGAAUAGGUUUCACCAGCAAAUGGGAAAAAUAAUUCCCUGGUCUGAUUUUACCUUCACUGUUAGGGAUAGGGGGAACCAGGAUGAUAGCCAAACUUCAGUACUUGACUGAGAAUAUUUCACAAGGAGUAUGGUAUGAGGAGUCCUGCAUCUUAACAUAUUUCAAGCAUCACAACCUUGAGUCUCACACUAGGUUCAAAUCCUUUCAUGUUGGCAUAGAAGUUCAACAAUCCUACCUGGAUUGGUUUAGUCCUUUCUUGACCUUGUGCUACUUGGCACUGUAUAGUGGCUCUUUUGUUCCCUUCUCCUGAAAUCAGACACAAUCAUUAAUCACAGUCCCAUAACAUUUAUCAAUAAAUGGCAGGUUUCCAUAGUCUAAAGCUUUUGGGUAUGCAUAGUUACUAGGGCUAAUAGAUACUGUAAACUUAUCAUUCAAGUCAGAAACAUUAAUAUUGAUUCCAUGUACUUCAAGUACUACCAAGGAUAGGAAAAAAGAAGAAAAAAAUCAAAUAUCCUAUUGCAAAUAUAAAGAAAAAAUAAUAAAAAAUCAUAAUUUCAUCAUUCACAUUCCAUGUGACAAUGUGUUAGUCAAGCAGAAGCACAAGACCAAGGCUGCUCAUUCAAAAAUGAGAUUUACUUCCCUUUUAACUUGGCCAGAAUCCACAGUAGGAGUGUACAUUUUUUUACCAGGUAAAAGCCUUUUAAAAACAGUAGUACAACAACUAAUACAUAUUCUAAGAAGUACCAAAAUCCUCAAAAUUAUAAGAACCCAUUUAUGACAAUAGCAAACAAACCCACUAUCAUUAGGAUUCACAUGAGUUUUUAUAGUCACUUGCUGUAUGACAUUCAAAAACCUAUGAAUUCAUGGAUAUUUGUCACAAGUUCUCCAGAUCUAACCAAUCUUUUAACCUUGACUGAGAUAUUUUUAACAAAGUCUAUCAUUACCAUCAUUCCAAAAUGUGGCAGAGAAACCACAAAAACCUCUAUACUGUUGAUGAAAACCUUUUGGGUCUAAAACUAUCACCAAGAAUCUAGAUUAUUCUGGUGGAAUGGUAGGGAAUAAGCUGAAGAAUUACAAUUAUAAUAAACUCAUUUCAAGACUACUAGGCUUCACAGGAAAAAUCAUUCCCACCUCCCAAAUGAGAUUAUAACCCAUCUCAGGGUAACUAAGACACUUGGGCACAUCCCUCCCUUUUGGUAUGAGACUGUAACAGUGUAACAGAACUGUAUCCAAUAUGUCCCACUCAUUUUCAUGUGGAACCAAGGUCUAAAAAGUGAAAAUCACUUCAGAUGUGUCAUCUAUUACAUUUUCAAUAAAUGCAGAGAUGGGAAAA